AUGACAACCCCUCAGCCCCCCUCCGCUGCUGCGCUCCACAUGCCAUCUGUUCUCCCCUCGUCUCCGCUUAGAUCUCUGAAACCCAUCUCGGUUCGGGAGCUCUUAAGCUCACGGAAGCCAGCUUUUGCGAUCGGCGGCAGUGGAUGCUGGGGAUCAAUCUCUAGGAGCCCUGUCGUUUUGAGGGCGGCUUUGCCCCAACGCAAAAGCACCAAAAUGACGGAAAUGGUCAGAAUUCCAGAUGCUCUUGGCGGCAACAACCUCGAUGAAGCUGAAGAAGGUGAUGAAGUCGGGGUUCGGUCGAGGAAAGACGAGGCUAUUGUUCUCAGAAAUGGGUCCCUGAAGUUUGACUUGGACCUUUCGUCUGAGGGGCUGGAAUCUACGCUCAAUAAACUGGUAUGCUGGCAUCCGAUCGUCUGUGCCCUCCUCGUAUUAAUUUUGUUUCCCUCCCAACUCAAAAUCCUUUUGAAGCUUUCGAUAUGCUGAGGAAGCUUAGGGGAACCCGCUGAGAUGCUUUUUUUUUUGGACGUUGGGAUGGAAUUUUCUUCAUCUAAACCACUACAGGCUCGGUUGAUAUCCCAGAGAGAAUUAGCCAGAAUUAGUGUACUUUGUCUGUCCAAAUCGAUUUAGGAUUCUUCCCUCUGUAUUUUCAGAAAGGACCGUAAAGGUGCUCACAAGUUUGAUCAUCACGCUCCAUUCACUGUGUCUUAUAAUUCCUUCCAAAUCAAGCAUUAGGUUCUUGAUCAAUUGUUUGAUAUUGUAGAAUUUUCCAGCGUCGUGAAGGUUGUUCUGGCGACUAUGUUUCAAGCAUUUUACACAAGCUGGCUGAAAGCUAUGUAUAAGUAUUAGCACGCACAUACAUACAUUUGUUAUUGAAUUCCAUUCAUAGAAGAAGUUUUCAUUGAAAAUUAUAAUAUAAGUGCUCGUGCAUCUUGUCAGGAAUCCAGACCCAAAAUGGUUGAACACAUUGUCCCAAGUGAAUGCACAUACCAAUGACAGCAUCUGUGAAUCUUCGUGCAGAUUUUAUCUCUUCAUUCCCGCUUGAGAUAUCCAUCCUAGAGUAACCCUCGUUUGUGAAUUUUUGUUAUCUAUUUUUGCAAGUGGUAAAUCUUUGAUUAGGAAAGGAGACAGAAGAUGCUCUACGGCUGAAUACCAAAUAUAUUUCAGAUUUAUUCACAUCAGUCAGGAGAAUCUUGUUCCUACGGCAAAUAAUAUUUGAUCAUUGCAUUUUUUUUUUUUGUGCAUCUCUUAAUAAAAGUGGGAGGUGGGGAAAUUUAACCCGAAAGUUCCCUAAAAAAAAUUCCAGUUAUGAUUCCUGUACUCUGUUCAUCAUUGUUGUUAUAAAGUUUGGGAAUUAUAUUCAUGGGUACCAAUUACUCAGAAAUCAUGCAAGGAUUGAUCGUGUUAUAUGCACUCUGAUACUUUCCCAUAUUAAGCUGCAGUAGAUUUUUCUGUCUCUUGAUGCCUUUACUACUACCUGAUUGAAUUUUUUUUCCGUUCAUAUCAGAGCAAAUGGAUUAUAGCAGCUCUUUUUGGCAUAGUGAUUUUAUGGAAGCAUGAUGGAGAAGCCAUGUGGGCAGCGAUGGGGUCUGUGAUUAACGCCUUGCUAUCAAAACAGCUGAAACAGAUAUUCAAUCAUCAAAGACCUGAUCCUUCGUUGAAAUCUGGCCCUGGAAUGCCAUCCUCACAUGCACAGUCCAUCUUCUAUGCUGCGUCAUAUGUGGUGAUUUUAUGUAAGUUCCAUGAAACUUUCCCUUUGCAAUCACAUUUUGGUUACCUUGAAUUAUCUGUGGCAUGAUUCUGAGAGUUUGGUGCUUUCGGUGUUGAGUCCCAAUACUAGCUAUAUAUGAAGGUCUCCAAGUGACACAAUUUUAAUGUGUGGAUAUUAUAUGUCAAUAGCCCUUUAAUAAAUCUGCAUUUCAUAGUCGAAAUCUCAUACAUUCUCGUAACGUUUAUUCAUAGGAGGGAAGUCGCUCCUAUCUUAUAUAGUAGCCUCACAUGUGUGUCAUUGCGUCUAUUUCUACUGCCCCAUAGAGGAUGCAACCUCUUCGACAAAAUGAUGUAGUACACAGUAUAAUUCCAUGAUUUUUGUUUUGAUUGCACGUACCCUUUCAGGCAGGCAUGUUCCGGUUUUCUUGAGGCCCUUUUCUCUUGUUUGGUUGAGAAUUUUCUGAGACCUUGAGAGCUUAUUUGUUCUGUCUCAGCCCCAAAGGAUUGCAGGGAACCACGCCCAGUAGCUCUUUAAUGAUCCAUGUUUACAACGGCUGAAAGUUUUGCAACGCAUGAUGGAGCAUUGGUCCGUGAAAAUGAGCAUCCCAUGCACAGCUUCAAUGAGAAAAUGCAACGCAUCUAUUUAAUCAUUUGAAAAUCUGAAUACUUCCACUCCCCAAACCACCUGGUCCUCAGGGAUAGAGCUUUAUACAAGGUGGAUUGCAUAGUCUGGCAUAUUUGAAAUGAAGAGAGGUUCUCAGAAAAGAGCCACCAAAGAGAGAGAGAAGGGGGGAGAGAGAGAGAGAGAGAGAGAGAGAGAGAGAGAGAGAGUUCCACAUGUCACCCAGAUUUCCAUUCCCAGUUCGUGUCGGAUUAUUCGUGCCCUUUAGACAAAAUGUAUGCCAUUUUCUCAUCAAGACGCCAUGCAGUCUGUACCUUUCUAAUUGUAAUCGAUUAAGGUCAGAAGGCAAUACGAGUAUUUAACUUGUCUGAUUCGUAUUGAAAAGACUCUGCACACACUAAUGAACUUCUGCAGAGUCCUAUUCAUAAAAAAGAAAAAAGAAAGAGAACUCGGGCUAUAAUUUCAGCCUUGGACUGAUUCACUGGUCUCAUUCUCUCUCAAUUUCGAGUGUUUGACUCGUUUUUGUCUCUCUUGCGGCAGUGAUUGACUCGUGGGGAAUAAAUGUCUUCACAUUGAGCCUUGGCAUAUUCACUCUGGCUUGCGGUGUGUACCUGGUAAGAAGCAUGCUCAAUCUUAUGCUAGUCGAAUGCCUUUCCAUGCGUUGUGAAUUCAUCCCAUCACAGUUCAGUCGGCUACGAGUCGGGUUGACCUCCCACAUUCUCUCUACUUUGUUGACAUGUUUCUUUCAUGUCUGGCAUCCUUAACAUGUCAGCCGCUGCAGAAGCUCUUCAAAACCCAUGUUCCUUCCCUCUAGGCUUUUAUGAUCUCCCUCUACACAAAAUUAGAGUACAGUUUAUGGGGAUAUUUUUGGCGACCUCAACCUCAAACCCUAAGCUUCUCAUUUUGAUGGGCGGGUGAAGUUGACUUCUGUGAUUCAUGCAGUCAUGGCUGCGCGUCUCCCAGAAGCUUCACACCGUCGCCCAGGUCAGCGUUGGUGCCGCCAUCGGAUCUGCCUUCUCGAUCGGAUGGUUCUUCCUGUGGCGCGACCUCGUGGCCAAGGCCUUCGUCUCCUCCCUCUGGCUCAGAAUCGUGGUGGUGCUGGCGUCGGUCGCCUUCUGUGCUGGCUUUCUGGUGUACGUGGUUCGGACUUGGCUGGUGGACGAGGAAGAGUCUCUGUAG
This is a messenger RNA of Spirodela intermedia, 3508 nucleotides long. Lineage: Eukaryota; Viridiplantae; Streptophyta; Magnoliopsida; Alismatales; Araceae. The record is from the annotation of a GenBank genome assembly.